GAAGGGAAGGAUGUUCUUCUGCAUGUCCACAAUCUGCCUGGGAAUCUUCUAUGCUAUGGCUGGUUCCGAGGGACAACAAUAAUGGUCAAUAAUGAAAUUAUGUCAUACGCUGUACACUCACAAGAAAUUACUCCAGGAGCCGCACACACUGGCAGAGAGACAUUAUUUCCCUGCUGUCCAGAACACCUUCCUGGAGGACACAGGAUACUGCACCCUACAGUACCUAAAGAUAAAUGCCCAGAUUGAAAGAGUAACUGGACAGCUCCGUGUGUUCGCGCAGUUACCCAAACCCAACAUCACAAGCAACAAGUCGGACCCCGUGGAGAACGUGGACUCUGUAGUAUUAACGUGUGAACCUAAGACUGAGAACACAAGCUACCUGUGGUCAGUAAACAGUAAGAGCCUCCCGGACAGCAGCAGGCUCGAGCUGUCCCUGGACAACAGGACCCUCACUUUACAUGCGGUCACGAGGAAGGACACAGGACCCUAUGAGUGUGAAACUUGGAACCCAGUCAGUGCCGGUCGUAGUGACCCAUUCACCCUGAAUGUUCUCUAUGAAGCAACCACCCCAGGCCUCCCUGUGGGGACCAGUGUUGGCAUUGCAAUUGGGCUGCUGGGCGGGGUGGCCCUGCUGGCCGCCGUGGGGUAUCUCCUGCUCCUAUGGAGGAUGGCAAGGCCGCAGGGCGUUCAGGAGAGACUGGUCUGGGACUGGACUGUGGGUCAGCAGGCUGGGAGAAGGCUGCUCCAGAAGCAGAAGUGGUCACCUCUGCAGAGAAAUGACUCUCCCCCUGUGCACUGACACCCAUUCUCUCCCCCUGUCCAGAUCUCCCUCCCCAGCACGAGUCCAGCCAUUCCCAUCUACCAGCCUCUGGGAUUCAAUGACCAUGACUAUGGUGAGCGGAAUAAUCCUUCCAAAGACGUCCAAAGCCUAAUUCCUGGAACCUGCAUCUACUGGAGAAUAUGUCCCCCAUGGACAAAGGGG
Molecule: messenger RNA, 982 nt
Organism: Suricata suricatta (meerkat)
Lineage: Eukaryota; Metazoa; Chordata; Mammalia; Carnivora; Herpestidae
Product: carcinoembryonic antigen-related cell adhesion molecule 7-like
Exons: 6
Coding region: 92-799 (235 amino acids)
Biological process (GO): regulation of immune system process; signal transduction
Cellular component (GO): plasma membrane; cell surface
Molecular function (GO): protein tyrosine kinase binding
Source: RefSeq, a predicted model, not a curated record